GAUCAAAAUGUUAGUCUUAUCAACUUUGCUAUAUAAAGAUGCAGAUACAGUAGAAGAAAAGGCUUUUUCAUUUCCAUUUCCAUUUCCAUUCCAACUUCAAAGAAGAUGAAAAGACCACGAAAAUCAAAGAAAAGGGUUUCCACGAAGGAACAAUGGAUUAUGGAAAAAUUUCAAGGACAAAAAGAUUGGUGGGAAAAUGAAGAUCAAAGAGAACAAAAAUGGGUCGCUCAUUAUUGUAGUGAUCAUCAAAUAUUGUUGGUGGGUGAUGGUGAUUUCUCAUUUUCCCUUUCCCUUGCAAAAGGGUUUGGUUCUGCUUCAAACAUUGUUGCCUCAUCGUUUGACACCUACGACGAGGUUACCAAGAAGUACAAGAAUGCAAAGUCAAAUUUAGUAGAACUGCAGAAGCUGGGAGCAUGCCUGUUACAUGGAGUGGAUGCAACAGCUAUGAAAUUUUAUCCAGAUUUAAAAAUGCGGAGGUUUGACCGCAUUAUAUUCAACUUUCCUCAUGCAGGUUUCCAUAGGAAGGAAGAUAACUUAUUAAUGAUCAAGAUGCAUAUGGAUCUUGUGUUUGGUUUCUUCAAGAAUGCAAGUCACAUGCUUCGAGCCAAUGGUGAGAUUCAUGUCAAUCACAAAACUACACCUCCGUUUGAUAAAUGGAACUUAGAGAAGCUCGCAGAGCAAAGCUUUAUGACAAUGAUUGAGUGUGUUGAUUUCAAGAAGGAAGAUUAUCCAGGUUAUAACAACAAACGAGGAGAUAGCUAUCGAUGCGAUGACCCCUUUCCUCUCGGAAAGUGCAGCACGUUCAAGUUUAUAAACAAUCCUAAAAGUUUGAAAAACCACUUGAGGAGAAACCAUAUGGAGGUUUCUAGACAACCGAUGACAAAUCUUCCAUUUCAAGAGACUCAUUACAUUGAGAGGUUUCCAGCUCCUGCUGAUCUCAAUUAUCAUCCUCAAACAAUUCUUCCAUUUCGAGAGAUUCCAAAGAUCGAACAGGUUCCAACACCAGUUGAACUCAAUUAUCAUCCUCGUGCAAGGCCGCCAUUUCAAAAUAUUCAGAACACGGAGCAAUUUCCAGCUCCAGUUGGUCUCAAUUAUCAGCCUCGAACAAGACUUCGAGAGAUUCAGAACAUGGAGCAGUUUCCAGCUCCAGUUGAUCACAAUUAUCAGCCUCGAACAAGACUUCAAGAGAUUCAGAACAUGGAGCAGUUUCCAGCUCCAGUUGAUCGCAAUUAUCAUCCUCGGACAAGACUUCCACUUCGAGUGAUUGAGAACAUGGAGCAAUUUCCAGAUCAAGUUGAUCUCAAUUAUCGUCUGCAGACAAGUGUCUUUCCAAAAACAAAUCAACUCGAUUACUAUCCUCAGACAAGUCGCUUUCUAAAAAUGAAUGAACCAUUUAGAUCAGAGUUUGACUUGAGAAAUAGAUACAAUUCAAUCUCAAGGGACUACAUCAACCAUGAAACAGAAAUACACGGAAGAGUUGCUUCUUCUGCCGACUGUUACCAUUAUGUGCGUAAUAUGACAUUUGAAGAUUGGUACAACCAAUGGAGUCAUUGCAAUCCUUGCAACCGUGAGCAACACCAACUAAUUGCAGAUAUUCUCUGACAGAACCUAACAAUGGAUAUCGCUCCUCUGAUAUCAAUUGGUGCUAAGAAUGAAGGCGGCCAAUACAAACCUGUUGAAGGAAGCUCCAGAUAUUUGCAGGAAGAACUUUAUAGAAAUGUUGAGAGGCUAAGUCAUUGUUUUGAUGUGGUAUAAUGCUGAAGUGCCUGGAAAGUUUUUAAUAGAGAAAUUUAUGUUAUGCAGUAAGUAUGUUAUGAAUGGAAUAACUAGCUAACACUUUUGACAUACAAUAUCUAGGCAUGGGAUGUGAAGCUGAUGAUUUUGUUAUCAACAUUUAGCAUAUGUUCUUCUUUUGCAGCAUGCUAUUAUGCUAUAAGAAAAUAUGUAUUUUUGUUAAAUGAUCUAAUAGAAUUGAUCAAGUACUAGACAAAUUCAACCUUUAUCUCUCAUGUCUCAUUAUUUGUUGAAUACACACUUGUCAAAGUAACACCUCACAUUUUAUCAAGUAUUUUAUUAAUUUAACAUAGCAUUAUUUA
Molecule: messenger RNA, 2096 nt
Organism: Trifolium pratense (red clover)
Lineage: Eukaryota; Viridiplantae; Streptophyta; Magnoliopsida; Fabales; Fabaceae
Exons: 3
Coding region: 106-1602 (498 amino acids)
Biological process (GO): rRNA base methylation
Cellular component (GO): cytoplasm
Molecular function (GO): rRNA (uridine-N3-)-methyltransferase activity
Source: RefSeq, a predicted model, not a curated record